This is a messenger RNA of Aphanomyces invadans, 2472 nucleotides long. RefSeq lists its product as hypothetical. The transcript is spliced from 10 exons. NCBI's taxonomy places the organism in Eukaryota, Oomycota, Saprolegniomycetes, Saprolegniales, Verrucalvaceae. The coding region runs from base 21 to 2264 and encodes 747 amino acids. The record is from RefSeq and is a predicted model, not a curated record.
CUUUACGCGCGUGACAUGCGAUGGAUGCCAGCACGCGGGUCAUGGUUGCCAGUGCCGCGCUGCAGUCCCGAAUGUCCAUUCCUUUAGCCCGCCGCGAUGGCACCAUGCAUCAAUACAAACUCGUCGACUCGACCACCAUGUCCAAGCAGCAAGCUGAUCGCAACAGGAUUAUCGAAGAAAUCGAAGCGAAGCGAGCAUCCAAACGAGCUGCAGCGAAGAUGGUGCACCCGUUCGAAUCGGCCCUGAGUGUUCAUGGCAACAAACCUCGUUUCAAGCCAUCUGGGCCAAGGCAACCCCUCCACAAGUUUCCAUCUGCACCACGAUGGAGCAAUAAUGACGAAGAUAUUCCAUCGGACGACGACGUCGACGACUCCCGAGUCGAGUCCCACCGGCGACAUCACGCUACGAAACCAGAUGAGAAAGUGUACAUCCAAGAGCUCGAAAACGAAAUCGCGCGACUAAAACAAGCGCCGCCAGCCUCCUAUCAAGAAAGUGUCGACGAACAAGUAUUGCAGCGACUAGCUGAGUUCAAAGCGGCACAACAACGAGACCUAGCCGUGGUUGAGCGGCUCGUCAAAGCUAAGAAGGCAGCCGACGCUCAGAUCCACCACCUCCAGCAGAAGCUUCAGUCUACAAGCCCACUGAGUGGCCAUUCGUCACCUCAGCACCGCGGCAAGCAAGACAGCGUGAGGCCACCCACGAGCAGUCACAUGCCACAACAGCACCUCCGUUAUUCCGCGCAACAGCAUACUUCAUCGCGCCUGCAGGGGAAUCCAACAUCGAAACCAGCCACCUCUUUCCCACGUCCUACGACUCUCCAAGUUCGGGCAGAUGACGACCACCAUGCCUACGACAAUGGCGAAGGCGACGAAGCAGCGCCUCCUCCGUUCGACACGGGCCCUCGUACAGCAAGCUCAAUAGGGGAGCCUCCAGGACUUGGCGACCUGAACGAACCUUCGACGAAGCCAACUGCACAAUCUUCCAACGCGUCGCAAAUGCAUGACCCGGCACCCCAACGUGAAAUAUCACGUCGACCUAAGUCGCCUUCAGCGUGGGCCACUCGUGUGACCAAAGCGAAGAGCCCAACAGCAGGACUGGCUUCGUGCGCAAGCGACAACGACCAUUCUUCCACGAACCAUCGAAAGGGUGGAUUCUUUGAACAAAAGGAGAAAACCAAGCAAGAACAACUGAACCAGGAACGACUUGCCCAGGAGAAGCUCGCUCGAGCGCACCGCGCUAAGCCGCCAAAAGGCCUGCUGGCGAACGAAGCCAAGCUCCUUGAGCGAAAGCAAAAACGCGUCGAAGAAAUAUUACAAGAAGAGGAAGAACGGUGCGCCCCGUUUAAGGCCCGCGACGCGCCGCCUGCGACGGAGUUCGACCCCGACUUGCUUGAAUAUUUGCGCAAGGAGCGUGUUGCGGCGCGAGCUGCAGACCUCCUUGCGUCCAGCAAGCUGCCGAGUCGGUUGGCUGACGCCGCAGCCAAAGCCAAACCAAAAGCGUCCCCGACACCCCGCCGCGUGCGCAUCAAGGCCGCGCCAGUUCCAGAUUUUGUUAUGAUGCAAACCGAGUGGAAAGCAUCCCUGCAACGAGCCAAGUUGAAGUUGAACAGCACGCGAGUCGAUGCAUUCUCGGUGACGGACCCUGCCAAACUCGCCGCACUCCAGAAGAAGAAGCAGGAGCGAUUGGAGCGCCAGAAGCUCAAGGAUGAAUCUGCGCGGACGGCAGCGGAAGCCGAACGCAAGCGCGCGUACGACAAAGCCAUGGUAGCAGCCAAAGAACCAGCUCAGGUCGUCGAGACGGAGGCCCAGAAGCUGCGCACGAAAGCAGUUCAAUCCAAACUCAAGCAACGACAGCUCCAGGAAAAAGCUGAGGAGAGAGCUCAGCUGAAGCGCAUGGCAAAGAUCAAACAGCUUUCGAAACAAGUCAAGGCCGAAGUCACGAACCUGGAGAAGCAGCGGCGCGCGGAGAAGGGCAAUUUUGUGGUAAUGUUCAUCGAUGGUUGCCAACAUGCAUCCUCUCAGCAUCGAGGCUCGAGCAGGACCCAGAAGAAGCGGCGAAAGCCAAAGCUGAAGAGAACAAACGGUCAUUUCAAGAGGCGAUCCAGCGCAAUAAAGAGCGCAUUAUGGGGGCAGUCGCGGCGCGGCCAACACUCAUGGAGCGGUUCGCCAUCGACAAGAAGAAGGAUGAGACCAAGCGACAAGCGUUGGCGGCGGUCGUGUCGAAUGUGUUUGGGAAGAACAUCGCAGCGUUCAAAGGCGUGUUGACGGACGGCGAGGAAGACCUUGUCGAUGCCAUGAACGUCACGAAGAAAGACGACGCUGGCGAUGACGACUACGCCGACGACACAGAGUCGUAGCCUUAGGCCGUGCAGCUGAUUUUCAAUACACAUCGAGGCACCGACGCAGUCGAAUGCUGUCGUCCUGCUUGCUGCGGUACCCCUCGUUCUCCGAACAUGACACUCCCAGACCCAGG